AAUCCAAGCGGAGUUUGAAUUUCUCCAGCGCGGUCAAGGCUAAAUUGAAGAAAAGGGACAGGGGAAAAACCUUGUUGGAGAGAUCAGGAAGAAGCACCUCUCUCUUGUUGAGAAUUUCACAUUUUGACCACAAAAACCUGGAAACGUUUUUCGCAUUUUGCAACGAGGCAGAGAAAGAUUUUUUUACUCAGCUGGCUGCAAGGGCUCCUAUUUAGCCCGCUGUCAGCUUGGAAGGGAAAAUGGCCACCGGCCAAGGCGAUACAUCGGCCUUGAACCUGUCACUGGAGGCUGUGUUGAAACAGAGAAUGAAAGUGGAGGAACCUGAUCCGGCUGAAGCGGAGGAAGAGGCCAGAAAAGGCCGAAUUGCUGUCCGGGCUGAGAGCGUUAAGGGAUUUUGGGAAAGAAACGUGUUGGAUCGUUUGAAACGGGAGCCUCAAAAGGGGUUACCACAGCCAUGGGAAGCCCAACUGCAGGACUUCCUGAAAGCAAUGGAGUCUUCCCAUUCAGAAGAGAGAAACCCACGUCAAAUAACUUUGGCGUUAAGGGACGAGGCCCAGACCGCCCUGCCCUCUUCUGAGGGAGGAAUGGAUACCAGGAGGAGAGAGAAACUGUCCCAGCUCCUGUCAGGCUCCAGCAAAGAAGCCUCACAGGUGGCAAACAGCCGCUUGACCAAAGACAAGGAGGAUUCUGGGAAAGUGAAGGAAGAGGUCCUGGAGGAGGAGGAGGAAGAGGAGGAGGAGGAAGAGGAAGAGGCUGUCAGCCAUGACACCCGGCGUCAGCGCUUCAGGCAAUUUGGCUACCAGGAGGCUGAGGGUCCCCGAGAGGUUUGCAGCCAGCUCCGGGAACUUUGUCAUCGGUGGCUGAAGCCGGAGAAGCACAGCAAGGAGCAGAUGUUGGAGCUCGUGAUCCUGGAGCAGUUCCUGGCUGUCCUGCCCUCGGAGAUGCAGAGCUGGGUCAGGGAAUGUCGCCCGGAGACCUGCGCCCAAGCGGUGGCCCUGGCAGAAGAUUUCCUGCUGAGGCAGAGAGAGGGCAAGAGAAGCAAAGGAAAGGUGGCAGUGCAGGCUUUCCCUGACACAGAGCAGGCCCUACCAGAAGCCUUGCAGAGGCCCUGCUUCAAGGAAAUCAAACAAGAGGCUGACAGAGAUGUCACCUCGCUGGCCUGUCUAGAGAGAGCACGCCGGAAGGAGUCAACCCAGCCAGGCUAUCCCGAGGAUCCGGAGUUGUUUGCGGUGUUGCCACGGGAGGUGGAGCGGAAUGUCGCCAGUCGCCGCGGCCAGGUGGAGGAACCGGAGAGCCUGCGGAGAAACAACCCAGAAGUACAAGGGGGGAAAUUCAUAAAUUCUCAGGGCGGGUACGAGGAGCUCGAGGACGACAGAAUACAGCAGCCGAUAACCCCCAAAGCUGGAAGGGAAAACGCAGUGAUCCCCUUGGGACAAGUUCUCCGGCUGAGGCCUGAUCUCCUUGUGCAUGAAAGGACUCUGACAGGAGAGUCCCAGUACAAAUGCUCCGUUUGCUGGAAGACCUUUUGCAGGAGAAACGUCCUCAUCACACAUCAGAGAAUCCACACCGGGGAGAAGCCCUACCAGUGCUCGGACUGUGGGAAAAGCUUCAGCCAGCGCUCCCACCUGAUCCUCCACGAGCGGACGCACACCGGCGAGAAGCCGUACAAGUGCGCGGACUGCGGGAAGAGCUUCAGCCAGCGGCCGCACCUGGUCAAGCACGAGCGGAUCCACACCGGGGAGAAGCCGUACAAGUGCCCCUACUGCGGGAAGAGGUUCAGCGACCGCUCGACGCUGACGACGCACCAGCGGACGCACACGGGCGAGAAGCCCUACAAGUGCGCGGACUGCGGCAAGAGCUUCAGCGACCGCUCGUCGCUGAUCGCCCACAACCGGACCCACACGGGCGAGAAGCCCUACAAGUGCUCCGAGUGCGGGAAAAGCUUCAGCCACCAGUCGACCCUCAUUCGCCACGAACGGAUCCACAGCGGCGAGAAGCCGUCGAAAGACGAGCGGUUGAAAAAAUGCCCCGAGUGCGGGAAGGGCUUCGUGUGGCGCUCCGAACUGAUCGAGCACCAGCGGUCCCACACGGGGGAGCGGCCCUACGCCUGCUCGUACUGCGGCAAAAGCUUCAGCCGCAAGUCGUACAUCAUCAAGCACGAGCGCAUCCACACGGGGGAGAAGCCCUACAUCUGCUCGCACUGCGGCAAGGGCUUCAUCUCCAAGUCGGACCUCAUCAAGCACGAGCGGACCCACACGGGCGAGAAGCCCUACAUCUGCCCUGACUGCGGCCGCAGCUUCAGCCGGAAGCAGUUCCUCGUCACCCACCGCCGGACCCACACCGGCGAGAAGCCCUACAAGUGCUCGGAGUGCGGCAAGAGCUUCAGCCAGCGCACCUGCCUGGUCAUUCACGAGCGGGCCCACACCGGUGAGAAGCCCUUCCAGUGCCUGGUGUGCGGAAAGAGCUUCGGCCGGAGGGACAUUCUCAUGACCCACCAGAAGCUGCACACCCGGGAGAAGGCCUUCCAGCUCAAAACCUGCCCCGAUUGCGGGAAGGGCUUUGUGUGGAGGUGCCAGGUCAUCGAACACCAGAGGACCCACACGGGCGAGAGGCCCUACGCCUGCUCUCUCUGCGGGAAGCGCUUCAGCAGCAAAUCGUACGUCAUAAAGCACGAGCGGAUCCACACGGGCGAGAAGCCGUACACCUGCCCGGACUGCGGGCGGGGCUUCAGCCGGAGAGACGUCCUGGUGGCCCACCAAAGGACGCACACGGGCGAGAAGCCGUACCAGUGCGCCUGCUGCGGGCAGAGCUUCAACGCCCGCGAGCGCCUCCUCGUCCACGAGAGGGUGCACACGGGCGAGAAGCCGUUUAAGUGCUCCGAGUGCGAGAGAUGCUUCCGGGACCGCUCGAGUUUUUGCGUGCACAAGAGAAGCCACCGGGAGAAGCCGGAGAAACAUCAUGGAUUGCGGGAAAAUAUUUAGCGGUUGUGCACGCCCAUUAAACUUCGAGGAGACUGAAAG
This is a messenger RNA of Elgaria multicarinata webbii, 3020 nucleotides long. Its product is annotated as zinc finger and SCAN domain-containing protein 2-like. The transcript is spliced from 6 exons. Gene Ontology annotation, cellular component: nucleus. Bases 240 to 2981 code for a protein of 913 amino acids. The record is from RefSeq and is a predicted model, not a curated record. Lineage: Eukaryota; Metazoa; Chordata; Lepidosauria; Squamata; Anguidae. Gene Ontology annotation, biological process: regulation of gene expression.